CCUUUCGGGACCCAGGAAGGCAGCCAUCAGGCACCGGUCACCAGUGACAAGCACUGCAUACGCGGGGCUGCAAGAUGAUGAUGCUGCGCUUCCUGGCAGCAGAAGGACGCUCCUCACGGCCCUCCGUUCUGCUGCCCUCGUGCUGCCUGCCCUUUGCGAAGGGCAAGGCCGUGGUGGAUACCUCCGAGGAGUGUCAAGAGGACGAUGUCAGCACAGAUGCCAGCACGCCCAACGAGGUUUCAGAGGCCGACAGUGUCUACUGCGCUGCGCCCGCCAAUGCCCUGACUGCAGCGAGCCAAGCGGCCCCAAAGGAGGAUUGGUGGUCGCCGGCGGAGGCAGCUGACUCUGGGUUGGCCCUGGCGGGCUGCCUGGUGAGCGCCCGCCUGGUGCCGCACAGCGCCCAAGCCUCCGCCUUGCUGUACGCAGACAUGGGAGCGUGCCAGGGGAGCUUUGUGGCGGUGUGGCUGGGCCUGGGGCGCUGCUGGUUGGUCUACCUUUGCUCCUCGGGUGAGGAGUUGGACCAAGGUGCCCUUGAUGCCUUGAAGCUGAUCCUUCGGCCGGUGAAGGCGGAGACCGAUUUCUGGGAGAGUCCGGGAAUGAGGCAUGGAAUGGCCCCGAACCAUCCAACUGGCGGUGUCCUUCGAGAAUCUCUAAAACCGGUUCACCCGGAAGGUCAUCCCCUACUGAGCACCAGCAAGAAGGCACAGACAGAUGACGACGUCAUGACGGUGGACGGGGCCCAAAUCCGCGGGGUUCGAAUUGAUCUUCACUCCAACUGGCUGGUCAAGAUGGGGCUCCACCUUGGCCUGCAGCAGGGCAACUGCAUCGAUUUGCUGGUGGUGGAUUGGCCGAAGCGUGCGAUCAUCGCACCCGUGAGGCUGACAGUCACGCAAAUGUACAAGGACCAGGUGGCCGGCAUGCCGAUCAGCAUUCCAGGCCCAUAGCGACCUCCAUGCGUUCGAAGAGUUCGCGUGUCCGGCUCCUUCUGGCGAGACCUGCGGUGACGAGCUGGGCAAUCUGUCCAAAGUUCAGUGAGCCCUCUGCCGGAAGUUCCCUCCCCGGAUUGUGAAAACA
This is a messenger RNA of Effrenium voratum, 1074 nucleotides long. NCBI's taxonomy places the organism in Eukaryota, Dinophyceae, Suessiales, Symbiodiniaceae. The record is from the annotation of a GenBank genome assembly.